This is a messenger RNA of Myotis davidii, 1305 nucleotides long. It is a transcript of the gene PECR, whose product is annotated as peroxisomal trans-2-enoyl-CoA reductase. The transcript is spliced from 8 exons. Gene Ontology annotation, molecular function: trans-2-enoyl-CoA reductase (NADPH) activity. NCBI's taxonomy places the organism in Eukaryota, Metazoa, Chordata, Mammalia, Chiroptera, Vespertilionidae. Gene Ontology annotation, cellular component: peroxisome. The record is from RefSeq and is a predicted model, not a curated record. The coding region runs from base 38 to 871 and encodes 277 amino acids. Gene Ontology annotation, biological process: phytol metabolic process.
AAGCAGAAGUCCCAAUUUAUCGUUUUUACAGAAACACAUGAAAUAUUUGGUAAACAUUAUUAUUUGUGGAAUUUUGCCAACCAAUGAAAGCAUAUUUACUUGUCCUUUGGUUGUUUUUUCCUCAGGUUGUAAUGUGGUCAUUUCGUCCCGUAAGUUUGAUGUAUUAAAAUCUACUGCAGACGAACUGAAGACCACCCUGCCUCUCACCCACCAGUCUCAAGUCACCCCCAUAAAAUGCAACAUCCGUAAGGAAGAGGAGGUAAAUAAUUUGGACAUGGAAAUCAAAACCUCAGUGAGAUACCACCUCAUUUCCAUUAGAAAGGCUGUAAUCAACAAGUCAGACAAUAAUAGUGUGGAGGAACUGGAGGCCUCAUGCAUUUCUGUUUACAGCUCUUGGAUGAGAGAGCAUGGAGGAUCCAUUGUCAAUAUCACUAUGCUUACUAAAAAUGGAUUUCCGGGAUUUGCGCAUAGUGCAGCCGCCAGAGAAGGUGUUUACAAUCUCACCAAAACCUUGGCUUUGGAAUGGGCCAGCAGUGGAAUAAGGAUCAACUGUGUUGCCCCUGGAAUCAUUUAUUCCCAGACUGCUUUUGACAACUAUGGUGAUUUGGCAAAAGACUUAUUUGGAAGGUCCUAUCAGAAAAUUCCAGCUAAAAGACUUGGAGUUCCUGAGGAGAUUUCCCCCUUGGUGUGCUUUCUGCUAUCUCCAGCGGCUUCCUUCAUCACCGGACAGUUGGUGGAUGUAGAUGGGGGCCAGUCUCUGUAUAAUCACAUGUUUGAAGUACCAGAUCAUGACAACUGGCCGGAGGGAGCAGGGGACCUUUCUGUUGUCAAAAGGAUGAAAGAGUCUUUAAAGCUUAAAGCCAAUCUCUAAACUAAAGAAAGAAGGAGGUGUCUUUUGUCCCAAAAUGCCUUAGCAUCUUAAGAAUGCAUUUUUGUACUUUAUAGGAGCAUGUAAUUUGUAUAGAAAAAUCACUUUGUUUUUUUUUAAAGUUUUCAAUUUUGUCUAUGCAAAACUAUUCCUGAAAUAAAUGCAUUUUUAAGUCCCAACUAAUACCAUUUAACCUGUAUUUUUUAAAAAAUUAAGAAUGGAAAUCAGCAUACUUUAUGAUUAUACUUUGAAUUCUAAGAAAGGUAUUUGAAGAGUGGAAUACUUUCUAAUUAAUAAUAGAGAUAUCAUGAUCUCCUAAAAGGUUUACUUGUAAUAAAUCUAAAUUGCGGCACCUUUGUGAUUCAACAACUGGAGUUAUAUAGUGACUAAUUUUACUUGGCAAACACUUUGGAACCAAUAAAGCUUUAUGGUAACUA